AUGUCUGAAUUAAAUAAACCGUUUGUGCUGGGGAUCCUCAAGACCACCCUCAUGCUCAGCAAUGCAGUAGGACUCACAAGACUCAUGCUGGAGAAGUCAGAAGAGGAAAGGAUAGUGACCAGGUGUCUGACAAAUUAUUCUCAGGACCCAGUGACCUUUGAGGAUGUGGCUGUGGAAUUCACCCAGGAGGCGUGGAUUUUGCUGGAUCAAACUCAGAGAAGGCUGUGCAGAGAUGUGAUGCUGGAGAACUACAAGAGUCUGGCUGCAAUAGAUUGGGAGAUUUGUCUUAAUACCAAAUGGUCAGCACCUCAGCAGAAUAUUUUGCAGGGGAAAACACCCAGUGUGGUAGAAAUGGAGAGAAGCCAUACUGGAGAGGAAUUGUUUAAUUUUAACCAUUGGGAAGAAGCCUUGAGUGAACACUCCUGUUUUAAGAUUUACAGAUUACUCACAUUGAAAAAAACUUGUGAGUGCAACCAGUAUGUAAAAGCCUUCACAAAGAACUCUGCCCUUAAUCUAUACAACAAAACCCAUGAUGGAGAAAAGCCUCCUAAGUGUAAUCAGUGGUGAAACAGUUUUUAGCCAAAAUCCACAUCUGUUCAUGAGAAAACUUACACUCGAAAGAAACCGUAUAAAUGCACGGACUGUGGGAAAGGCAUUCCUUCUUCCUUACACCUUAGAGAAUGUGUAAGAAUUCAUGGUGGAGAAAGGCCACAUACCUUUAAGGAAUGUAGGAAAGCUUUUUCUCAUUCUACAGGCCUUUUUGAGUAUAUGCAAAUGAACAAUAGAAAAAAGUCCUACAAAUCUAAGAGUGGGAAAACCUUUAUUUGAUCUUGUCUUAUUCAUCAUUUAAGAACUCAAAGUGAAUUAAUGCCUAUGGAAUGUAAGAAAUUUGAGAAAACCUUUCCUUGUUCCCUAAAUCUUGCUAAAGGUAUACAGUUUCAUAUGAGAGACACACACUGUGUUUGCAAGGAGUGUAGUAAAGAGUUUACUUGUUUCCCAAAACUUAAUAUUCACAUGUGAGUUCACACUGGAGAAAAACCAUAUGAGUGUAGUAAAUGUGAGAAAACCUUUACCAAUUCUUCAGAUCUUAUAAAACGAAAUCACACUGGAGAGAAGCCUUAUGAAUGUAAGGAAUGUGGGAAAGCCUUUAGUAACUCAUCUUGCUUUAAAAGUCAUAUGCAAACCCCUUGAGUAAAACCCUAUAAUUGUAAGCAGUGUGGGAAAACCUUAAGAAUUCACAGUAUAGAAAGAACUUUUGAAUGUAAGGAAUAUGGGAAGUCAUUUAGGUAUUCUUUGCACUUUAGUCAACAUAAACAUACUGGAGAAAAGCCAUGUAAAUGUAAAAAGGGUGGGAGAGCCUUCACUAUUUCAUCAGGCUUUACAGUACACAUGAGAACUCACACUGCUGGAUGACCUUUUGAAUGUAAGGACUGUGGGAAAGCCUUUACUCGAAUGUAUAAGAUUUCACUCUUGAGCGAAGCUUACGCUUGCAAAGAAUAUGGGAAAGCCUUUAAUACUUUCUCUUAG
Molecule: messenger RNA, 1527 nt
Organism: Leptonychotes weddellii (Weddell seal)
Lineage: Eukaryota; Metazoa; Chordata; Mammalia; Carnivora; Phocidae
Source: RefSeq, a predicted model, not a curated record